AUGUUUGGAGAAACUCUUCAAACUGUUGCUCAAGAUUUCUUUCUUUGCUAUGGUUUGAAUAAUACUUUGCGCGUCUUUCAAGAAGAUAUUUCUGCAUUAAAAUUAAGGAAAAAUCAGGUUGAUUGUGUUAUUGAAGAUAUAUUGAGUGGCAUACAGUCUAUGGAUCUCGAAAAAAUUUUAAAAGUUUGGACAUCAUUCAAAUCAUUUGUAGAAUUCAACAUUCCUAGUCAUGAAAUAGAACUUCUUCAUCGAUAUGAAAAAGAUAUUUAUCGUUUAUAUAUUGUUUCAUGCUAUCAACAUGGUAAUAGAGCUAAGAUUGGUUCCUUCUUUCAACGUAUGUCUUCGGACCUUUUAAAUGAUUCUGAUUGGCAUAAAUGGAUUGCCCUUAUAUAUGAUGAUAAGCCUGAUCAUCCAGCAUACAAGAAAUAUUUCGAUAAUUCAUGGAAAGAACUAUUUGUAUUGUCACUUCAUAACUUUCUUAGUAUUUUAACAAAAAAUUUGUCAAUCAAAGCUAGAGAUAAGCUUUCAAGUCUUAUAUCUCAAAAUGCUAGUUUGAAUAUGAAUAACGAUGGUUUUGAAGAGAUACUCGAAGAUUUCUCCAUAAUUGCUCCAUCUAUCAGCAGUCAAUCAGAUGUUCAGCCAUCCAAAUCGAAAUCAUCUUUUAGAGCAUUUUUCAAAAAUCGCUUAUUAAGUAAUCAAUAG
This is a messenger RNA of Auanema sp. JU1783, 702 nucleotides long. The record is from the annotation of a GenBank genome assembly. Lineage: Eukaryota; Metazoa; Nematoda; Chromadorea; Rhabditida; Rhabditidae.